GCUUGCGCCAACGGUAAGUGGGAAAGCGCCACGCAUGCGUUCUUGACUAUUUACGCGCUGCGCUGCAUUAGGUCAAGGGUGAGGCGGGCAAGACUGGCUCGUCGGCGACGAGACCUCUGCCGCAGCUUCCGAUCGAGGUGUGGGAGAAUGGGAUCAACCAUCUGUGGGACGACCAGCGUGCUUUGAGGCGGUGCAGCCUCGUCUGCCGAGCGUGGUACCCUCCCUGUCGCUUCCACUUGCGCAGGGACAUCAGGAUCAGGACUGUCAAGGGAGUGAGGGCGUAUGCAAAGGAGCUGAAGCAGACGCCCGAGCUGUCGGAGAGGGCGCACGAUUUGUCCAUAUUGGGCGAUCGGAAGUAUAAUAUGUCAAGCUUGUCGCUGGCGGCGAUUCUUCUCGCUCGCAAGCUGCCCCAGCUGAAGACGCUCGUAAUCUGGGGAUCGCAGUGGGUACUCGGGACGAUGCACAGCGACAUUUUCCUGCGUCUCUCUGGCUUCUCCGUCACUCGCCUCAUUGUCUGUGAUGUCAGAUUCCCAUCAAUCACUGUCUUUGGGCAUCUCGUCUGCGCACUGCCAUGCCUCGUCGAGCUCGCAUGCGGCUUUUUGUCAUUCACACAUGACUGCUUCCAUGGCGAUAUGUUGGGUUCAUAUCGCGAUCGCGUCAACAUCAGGUCCUUGUCACUCGACGAAAAUCAAACCAUGGGUCCUGAGAAAUUCAUCGACUUGCUUGCUCAUCCUUGCAUCUCAGGUCGCUUGCAGGAACUCAACCUCGGAGUCAAAAAUACGAAUCAAUCACAAUACAAAUGGGACUGGCAGCCAUUGUUGGAUGCUGCGUCUGGUUCACUCUCAGAACUGCGAUGCAAUCUUCAAUCCUCAGAACUACAGAGGGGUACAGAGGUGUCUACUGCAGGUGUGCGCUCUAGUUUCAUGCAAGCAUUUCUGCUAACUAAAGUCUCUCUAGCUUUGGUGCCAUCAUUCACUGACCAUACCUCGCUGCAGAGACUAUGGGUAAAAGUUAUUGGUCCUCUUCAAGAUUCUGGCCUGGACACACUGUGUCAAAUGUUACUUUCGAUCAAGUCAGGCCAGCUUCGAGAAAUUGUGAUAGUGGUCCAUUGGAAUACAGCUGCACUCAUAUAUCGAAUGAAUCAAGCAAAGGAGGACUUUCUGAAACUCCAUGAGUCUGCUCGCCACAAAGAAAUUGACAAUCAUUUUUCAUCCGAUUCAUUCGAGUUGCUGAGCAGAAUAGAAUUCGUGCUUAUAUGGUACAGUCAGAGCGACGGCUUGGAAGGUCAUGUGCACCUUACAACAUCGUCUGGGGAGCAGUGGAAACAGCAACUUGAAUCUUUAUUCCCAAAACUGACCAAGCGAGGCAUCUUCUGGUGAGUAUCCCACAUUUU
This is a messenger RNA of Laetiporus sulphureus 93-53, 1393 nucleotides long. RefSeq lists its product as uncharacterized. The transcript has a single exon. The record is from RefSeq and is a predicted model, not a curated record. Bases 363 to 1379 code for a protein of 338 amino acids. NCBI's taxonomy places the organism in Eukaryota, Fungi, Basidiomycota, Agaricomycetes, Polyporales, Laetiporaceae.